CUUGUAUAAAACCUCUCAAAGAGGGCGCAGAGUGCAGAGUGAGUGUGUCGUCUUUAGGUUCCACUUUAUUUUUUUCUUACGAAAUCUCUGUUAAAACAGUAAAAAGAGAAAUCUCGGAAACUUUUCCAGGUCGGACAACCAUGAUGUUUCCCUGCAGCGCUCUGCCUUCUCCUCUGUACCCGGGUUUACUGCGUCCUCCUGCGGCUCUCAAUUUGCCCAUGAACCGGUCACUCCACUCAGGUUUCCUAGUAGAAGAUCUCCUCCGAUUAAGCCAACCUGUCAGCUACAUACAUCGGACUUUCUCUUCCAGAAGUCCCGGGAACAUUCUCCAGCUCAACGCGGGCCCGGGCGGCCCUCCCCGGGUUUUAGAACCCAGCACAGAGCGGUGUGUGCUUCAAAGCUCCAGCCAGCCGAGCCGCAGUCACCCCGGCUCUCCGCAGACUGCCUGCCCGGACUCCGGCUACCUGAAGUUCGGCGUUAGUGCGAUACUAGCACCGUCCACACGGAGCGUCCAGAGUCUUCAGACUAAGUCCUUCCCUUUGCCUUUCUUUGAUGGGAGCCUUCAUCCUUUCAUCAGAGCUUCCUACUUCACAGCCUCCUCCUCUGUGAUUCCUGUCCCAGGAACAUUUUCAUGGCCCCUGGCCCCCAGAGGGAAGCCGAGGAGGGGCAUGCUGCGGCGGGCUGUGUUCUCAGACCUCCAGAGGAAGGCCCUGGAGAGAACUUUCCAGAAGCAGAAAUAUAUCAGCAAACCAGACAGGAAGAAACUCGCCAGUAAACUGGGGCUUAAAGAUUCCCAGGUAAAGAUCUGGUUUCAGAACCGCAGGAUGAAAUGGAGGAACUCCAAAGAGAGGGAGCUGCUAUCGACAGGCGGCUGUCGCCAGCAGACCCUCCCCACCAAAACCAACCCCCACCCAGACCUCACUGAUGUAGGCAGCACCCACUGCCACAGGCUGGACAGGACGGCACCCACCAGCCACGAGUCACAUCUUCACCACCACCACCAUCAUCAUCAUCAUCAUCACAAUCCUUCCUCUCCAUCAGAGUCCAGCAAACAGUCCGAGCUCUCAGAGUCAGACAGUGAAGAAAUCACAGUUUCAUAAAAGAUUCAGACAUCUGAUUACACUCUUGAUUAUUUUUAUACUAUACAACAGUCCCCGGUAAUCAGAUGCUGUCAGUUGUGAAGGAUGACAGGACAAAAACAGGAUGUAUCAAAGAAAAUGGUGAAUGAAAGUCCAACACCACAAGUGCUUCAAUCUGCUCUGUACAUAGCUGUAUUUUCUCAGCCUUCCCCCUCUGUGCCAUAUGUCUGUACAGUGUUGUUUAUAUUACUUUUAAAUGUAGUUCAGUAUAUCUAUAUACAGCAAAUAAGCUAUACUGAGCUAUUUUAGAUAUUUGUAGAUUGAAAUGUUUAAAACUCUUAAAUAUACAACAUUUUCUUUCCGUACAUAUUUGUGUUCUUUAUAUUUUCUCAAAUAAAUCUUGACAAGUCUCA
Molecule: messenger RNA, 1492 nt
Organism: Cottoperca gobio
Lineage: Eukaryota; Metazoa; Chordata; Actinopteri; Perciformes; Bovichtidae
Product: homeobox protein DBX1-B-like
Exons: 4
Coding region: 141-1100 (319 amino acids)
Biological process (GO): regulation of transcription by RNA polymerase II; cell differentiation in spinal cord
Molecular function (GO): DNA binding; DNA-binding transcription factor activity, RNA polymerase II-specific
Source: RefSeq, a predicted model, not a curated record